UUUCGGGCAAUCUCGUCUAACGUUACUCCCGCCCCUUUCCUCCGCUCGAGAGGCUGCCGCCGCGCGGAAUAAAGCCCAAAGUCUAGUGGGUUUGUACAUCGGCGGAGAAGAAUCGACAAACUUCAUCCGACGUUUCUCGCCAUGGAUCUGCAUUUAGCACCUGCGCUAAUCUAAGGAUCACACGCACUGCUCUCGUCUACCGAGCCAUGGAUUUUUACGGACGCAAGCUCGAAAUGCGCGAAUCUUCGAAGCUCGCCACGAUAGGCGACAGGGCGCUUACUAUUUUUUGACUUUUACAAAAGUGGAUUGUUUUGUGCUCGGUCAACGGUAGCCGUCGGUGGGGACCAAGCCGCGGGGAUAUUCACAAGUUCGACCCCCCCACCGUGGACCAUCUUCGGGAAGAGUUUCUCCCCCUAGUACCCCGGGCUCUUUUCAGUGCCAGGCUACCCGGCGAUAAGGUGCAACCACGCCGGGGGGAAGGCUGCUGCUCUCCGGCUAGCUGAGAGGCAGCUUCUCCUUGGAUCGGGGCCUCGUCGGCUAGGCGACAAUGCUCGACAUAAUGUCCGACCACCAAGAUUCACUCCUGACGUGUAAAACGGAACCCUUGCCCCCAGAAAGGAAAAAGAGGACCGUCGAGGACUUCAAUAAGUUCUGCAGUUUUGUCCUGGCUUACGCUGGUUACAUCCCCAGUCCGAAAGAGGAAAGUUCCUGGUCCCCCACCUCGUCCAGCUCCGCUCACAGCUCCGGCCUGUCGGCGGACGGCGGCGGCGGCGGGGGCAGCAGCUCCAUCGGCAACGCGUGGGCGGACGGCAGCUCCGACAUCCACACCAUCCACACGUUCGUGCGCAAGGCCCGCGCCAACAAGGGCAAAAACAUUCGCCGCAUGCACUCGGACAGCACGCUGCUGGACAAGAUGCGCCUCAAGGACUCCCUGUACGAGAGCCAGGCCGGCGCCAAAGCCGAGCGCAAGAAGGACAAAAAGCUGAAGAAGCUGUCGCUGGGCUCGGCGGCGCCGGACAGCGGCAGCAGCGAGGGCGAGAAGCGCGCCCGCAUCAAGCGCAGCAAGAACCCCUCCAAGCAGCCCAAGGCGAAGAAGCUGAAGAGCUCCGCCGCGCAGAGCGAGACGGACUCCGAGGCGCGCAAUUCGCACGGCGAGCUGCGAGGCGCCCGCGAGGGGCUUGCGUCGGACGGGGGCUCGCCCCCCGGCGCCCACGGCCUCGGGAAGCCCGAGGAGUCGGCCAGGGAGGCGGAGAUGAGCUCCAGCGAGGGCGAGACGUGGAUCGCCGACGAGGACAUCAUGGUGGAGUCAGGGGACGACUCGUGGGACCUGAUCACCUGCUACUGCGGGAAGCCGUUCGCUGGGCGGCCCAUGAUCGAGUGCAACCACUGCGGCGUCUGGGUGCACCUGUCGUGCGCCAAGAUCAAAAAGUCCAACGUGCCCGACAUCUUCUACUGUCAGAAGUGCAGAGACUUGAGGCGGCCGGGACACAAAAAGGACCCUUAAGAUGGCGGCGGGGGCACCGACCGCCCCAACUCUGAUGCCUACAGCCAAAACAGCCUAAGUCGUCACCUGGGAGGCAACCGGCCCUGCCGUUGCACAACGAACUUUGACAAUCAAACCAUAUUUAUCCCUCGCGUGUUUCUUUUUCCUUUUCUUUGCGGCUCCUGUGAAGACCCGGAGCGAAGGCGGCGAGAAAUCACCCGUUUGUUGCUAAUUCCCCCGAUAAUUGGCUUUAUACUUGUACUAUGUGCACAUAUCUGACCGGGGGGGGCUAUUUGACGUGUUAAUUUGUAUAUGAACGGAUACCCGUCCCAGUUAGACGGACGUUUCACACCGACAUUAGACGUGACAAAAGUGUAACUUAUUGUAUAGCUCCAAAAAAAAAAAAAGAGAAAAAAAAGCAAGCAGAAAUUGUCACUUUGGUUAUUUGGUUAAAUUAUGUCAUGGUGCUCGAUGGGCAGCUGUCUUUAUUUUCAUGGUAUUCUAGAUUUUUAAGGGUUUUGGUCACGAAACGUGGAGGGGAGGAGGGGAAGAAGUAAAGUUCUCGCUCCUCAAGCAACAGUUAAUUUAUUAAAAUGUAACUCCUCUCAGAUGUGUUGCGCAUAGGUUAUUAUUUUUUCGUGUUAUUCCUUUUUUCCUGUUCAUCCCAAUAGUGGAGGGGAAGAAAGUGGCGAGCCCAAAUACAUUUCUGGCGCGCAGGCGAUUGGCUCGUCAAUCAGUCAUCAGUGGCCAACCCGCUGUGAACGACGUCUACAGAGGAAAGCAGUUCAGCUUUUGUUCGGUUUCUUCCUUGUUUUUAUGUAAUCGUGUCCUCUUAAUGCCAGAUUGGGCUUCUUUUUUUUUUUUUCUUUCAUUUUUUUAUUAUUAUUGCUGUAACGCAACCGGUUGCGACUCCUUGCGAUGUCGAGGCGACCCGAGGCUUGUUUAUGAAUGGCUGUAAAGUGUUUUAUUUCACAUAACUGUUUAUUUCUUUGGGGUUAUUAUUAUUUUUCUUCCCAGCAAGUGGGAGUAGAGAAGUGCCGACUUCAGGACAAGAGAUUGUCUCGCCUAGAGAACAAAGUUGUGUGUAUAAAAAAAAAAAAA
Messenger RNA from Fundulus heteroclitus (mummichog), 2584 nucleotides. RefSeq names its product PHD finger protein 23b (gene phf23b). NCBI's taxonomy places the organism in Eukaryota, Metazoa, Chordata, Actinopteri, Cyprinodontiformes, Fundulidae. The record is from RefSeq and is a predicted model, not a curated record. Gene Ontology annotation, biological process: positive regulation of protein ubiquitination; negative regulation of autophagosome maturation; negative regulation of autophagosome assembly. The transcript is spliced from 5 exons. Bases 548 to 1504 code for a protein of 318 amino acids.